Molecule: messenger RNA, 4080 nt
Organism: Sceloporus undulatus (fence lizard)
Lineage: Eukaryota; Metazoa; Chordata; Lepidosauria; Squamata; Phrynosomatidae
Product: testis-expressed protein 47-like
Exons: 7
Coding region: 374-1213 (279 amino acids)
Molecular function (GO): FAD binding; blue light photoreceptor activity
Source: RefSeq, a predicted model, not a curated record
CCUUUAGGGCAACAAUAUGAUGAGAAUCUCUGCCAAGAGACUUGAGAGCGGCACUUCUGAAAUGCGAUUGUAAGGCCUGGGAGGGAUGUUACCAUUAGGUGUCAAAAGUUGCCAGAGCAACAGCUGCCCUAUCCAGCUAACCUGCCAACAGCAAAUGCCAGAGAACAAUGAAGCUUGGGAGGCCAAAUAAGCCUGGUUGGCACAGCUUGUAAUGAUACCAGGAACCCAAGUUUGUCAACAAACGGCUUUGUGUGCCCAGAACACUGCCUUGUGGUCAAUGCAAGCUGUAAUAUUAUCCAGAUGGCCUGUCUGAUUUAUUUAUUGUGCCACAAGCCCCAUCUCUCAGUAUCUGAGUCUUAGAAGCCAGGCUGCAAUGUCAGCAUUGAAUGUAGGCAUCUCACCAAUGGGGAAUCAUGAUGAGAAAUUCACUAAGAUGUGGGGGAGGCAGGAAAACUCACCAUCAGAGGAGGAGGAGGAGAGGGUAAACUUUCUUGAUCAGCUUCUCCAAAAGAAGACACACAAUGGUAAAGACAGAAAAUCUCUCCUCCACAGACUGGUCUUCCUUGCCAAGAUCUCACCAGACCUGGCUGAUAAAAGGGAUUUAGCUGAAUACUGGGAACAACUCUUUGUGAACCUGCAACGCUCCUCUUAUCAAGGUGAGGGGAUCACAGGACUGUUGCUGCUCUACCCCACAUGCAUUGUGCACAUCUUGGAGUCAUCCAGUGAUGUGCUUUAUUCCAUUCUGCGGGAUCUGAGGGACAUGGAAGAGCAGCAAAGAGCUUUGGUCCUGGAUGCCAAAAUCCUCAUAAUGUCCCAUAAAAUCCCUUCUCGACUCUUCCAGCAGUGGCACUACAAAGUGCUGAGGGUGUCAGAGAGACACCUGGACUAUGAUACGUCGCAGGAGGACUCAGCAGAGACUCUUACCCAUGAGUGCCUCACGGUGCUUCUGAAACUUGGCAAGCAUCUGCUCCAGCAUCCCAAGAGCCCCAAAAACCUCCCGGACACCAUCCUGGAAAAGGUACCAGAGCUCAUUGUUCACCAAAACACCAUCUGCUACCUGCUGGCAUGCCAUGAGUUAUUGAGUCCCGCUCAGUACCUGCAGCUCUUUGACUUCCCUGUGAAUCUCCAGAUGGACUCAGUAGUCAUCUCUGGGAAUGUAUGGAUCAUAGAGGUACAACAAUCUGAGUUCCUGCCUCUCAUAGGAAGAUUUUAAUCUUGCUAACAGUGGGUCAGACUAGACAUUAAUGGGAAUGCAUAUUCCCUAUGAUUAACAUAUUCUUCCUAUCACAAUUGGGUUCUUCAGUAAGUAGAUUUGUCCCCCCCCUUUUUUUUUUCCCCCUUGGCAAAAAGAAAUUUGAAAAUGGUGUCACUUUUCACAGAAUUCAGGUUGAAAUAAGCCUGUGUUGCAAUUUAUAUAGCACUUAUUUUGAUUGAAGGGCUUGUGUUUCGAAGUGAUGAUCCAACCACGGUGUAAGUCCCUCUACGUAUGCUGCAAAAAAGGUACAGUACAGCAAAUGGUAGACUGCCCAGUGCAUGCUGACAUUUGCAUGGCACAUUCCAGUGCAUGAAUAGAAUCACAAGUCACAUGCUGUUAGAUUAGACUAACACCACUUACCAGACAAGGGAACAAUCUUAACACAUUAAUGCUCUGCUGUCUGCAACAAAAGCAAGUUUUUGAAUUUUGCUGUAUUACACAGUAUUCAUUGCAUGGCAAUAAGUGCACGUUUCCAUUAACAUGCACAACUCCACAACACAGAGAUAUAUCUUGUGAUCCUAAAACAAAAUUAUGGGCCUACCUUUGUUACCAUAACGAUACCACAAUAUAUGCAGGCACAGAAGGUGGCAAUCUGAUCAAGAUCAAAACAUAUUUUUAGUCUUUGCCCACCCCCUCUCCAAUGCUUUGUUGCAGAUUGCAAGCUAAAGUCACACUACAUCACCUUCUGUGCUUAUAUAGGUAGUCACAUGCUGUUUAUAAAGUUUUAUAUGCCAAUGUCUAUUUCUCUGUUUAUAAAAUGAGUGUGUAGGUGUGCUCCUGAAGAAGUUCAGGUGGAGGCAGCAGAGAAGACACUACAGCUGUUGUUCACAAUGGCCAAGAUAUAAUGGAAUACUGGAUUCUGUUGGUGCCACCAAGACUGGCAAUCCCCACUAGCUCCUGUAGCCUUCCUGUGUGUCCUAAAAAACAAAGAAAGCACUGGCUUCUGGCAGCUGGGUACCACCUGCAGGGUGUCAUUGGAAGUGCCAGUGCUUCUUACUCCACUAGGGAAUACCAUGUGUGUAUGUGUGUGGGGGUGACACCUGGUCAGGCCCUCUGUUUGGUGCAGCCGCUGAGAGGUGCAGUGCUGCUGCCAUGCAGCAGCCCCUUCCGAGUCUGGUGGGUAGGCAGGCAGGCAGGCUAGGCAAGAUCUCCAGCACCACAAAGUUCUCUUAAUAUAACCCAUUUCUUUUCUUUCCACACCAGAGAAUAUGUGGCCUAUGUCAGAACGCUUAAAAGUCCAUUUUGAAUGGGCUGCUUUGAAGGGAGCCUCUGCCACCUGAGGAACAAGGUUAAGAAAGAGUGAUUUUUGCUGCAGAAAGCCAACACUGGAUCCUUGAAAUUCUGUCUAAGUUUGAAAUCUAUGAUGAAAGAGAGCCUUUUCAGCAAUCAGUGGGAAGGGCAAGUACUAUUUUGUAGGGAAAAAAUGAAAAUCUUGACAUUUGCUCAUACCCAGACUCCAGCAUCAGUUCAGCUCUGUGUUCAACGCAAACUAUGAACUGUACAAACUAUGCACAUCUUAUGUUAGCAUAAUAUGGUGAAUUCACAUGGUAUUUGGGACUGCACAACAGUGUGUAGUGUCUAGAGCACCAGAGGCAGUGUUAUCUUUUCUUGACCAAGGGAUAAUUUGUCUCUAGGAUAUGCCUGCAAUGAAUAAGUCUUCCCCUUGGAAGCCAUGAAAACCAGGAUAUGAAGAAAAAGAAACACAUACUGCUUUUCAUGGUAAAAGCUACUGAUUUGUAUGCAACUAUGCUGUCUGUCAUCAACUAACUUAAAAAGAGCCCUCCUCAGCCUGGUGCCUCCUAAUGUAUUGAGCUGUAGGUGGAUGAUCUGAGCUGUAGCCGGACACAACUGAAAGACUCAAAAUUUGGGGAAACUCUUAUUCAUCACUGAAAAUUUACUACUGUAGCUCUCUUUGUUCUUGAGGGUCUGUGGUUUGUCUCAGCGCUCAAGUCAUUGACAGCUGCAACAAGGACAGAGAUGACUUGUGGAUAGCACCUAUCACCUGCAAACUCUAAGGAAUGCCUCACCUUCUGCCAGUUAUUCAUCAACCCUUAAUACUUCCACAGUAAGCUGCUGACCUUUAGCACCCUAUUGGUUCCCCUCUCAAGCUGUUGUCAUGGCAAGACUGAACCAAGUGAGCAUUUACACCCCUAGAUUCCACUCUGAGAUGCAAGUGUUUAACUUCAGGGGCUCAAUAGUGCCCACCACAUGUUGUUGGUGGAACAUUUCCCCAGCUGAGUUAUGCAAGAAAUAAUUGACAUGAGCCUAGAAGGUGGCAAAAGGCCACCUGCCUGCAGCCAUUCAAUCAUUGCAGAAUUGUAAACCUGCCUUGGAGGUGCAGCAAAUGAAAUGUCAGAUAUGGCUCUGAAAACACCAUUCAUGUCCUCCUGCUUUUGGUGCACAAGGGGAUGGAAAUGCUUUUUAAAUGUGCUUUCAUCAGGUUUUUCAUUGAUUGGUAGGCAUUUUGAAAAUGGCUUUAUAGUUACGCCCAACUUUCCUGCAAUAUUUUUCACUUAAUAUUAAACACAUUUUUCGUUGUCUCUCCCACCACCCCAAUUCCAUCCCUGGACAGACAAUGACUAGCCUGUAAACAUUUGGAAAUAGUUUGCCCAUGUUUUAAACAAACUGGGAGCCAAUCUAGACUUCUCAAUUGGACUCCACUUUCAAGUGGUUGCUGCCACUAAAUCCUUUGCUGAUCACCCCUUUGUGUUAAAAUUGCAUUAAUACAGUUCAUUUUGUGAAACUGCUUUGUGAAGUUUUUUUUUGCUUUGAAUAAACAAAGAAAGCACAGACAAGAGAAACAGAGAUACCACAAAAGUAAUUAA